Paramisgurnus dabryanus is the source of this 1557-nucleotide messenger RNA. The record is from RefSeq and is a predicted model, not a curated record. Lineage: Eukaryota; Metazoa; Chordata; Actinopteri; Cypriniformes; Cobitidae.
UGAUUGUCAUCACCUGGGCAUUUCAAAGAGCUUUGACCAUAAACGUCUGCUGAAGCUCACACGAGUGUGUGAUAAACCUGGAGGAAAGAGGAAGAUCAUAUGCUUCAGAGACAAGGAGAGAGACAAUAUUUAUGACAUGUUUUGCACCCGAUACAAUCUGCAUCGUCAGGCCUACCAGCACAAGACGGUCAAUAUCAUUGAGAUAAUGAUUAACGAUGCCCUGUUAGAAGCUGAUGCCUACUUUAAGAUUUCCAAUGCCAUAGAGUCACUGGAUAAAUACACAGGACUGACAGACCAUAUUUUGGAGAAGAUCUUGGAUACUGACUUGGAUCAAACACUACCAGAGGAUACCAAAAAGAAGCUGGAGGAAGCCAGAAAAAUAUUGGAGAAUAUCGCCAAGAGACGUCUGCCAAAGUUUAUAAAAGAGGCCACACUACCAGACAGCAAGGGCAUCACACUGGAAGUACUACAGAAUGGUUGGAGCAAGGCAGCGAAAGAAUUGAACCCAAACAUGAAACCAGAAGAUUUUGUGGUUGAUAUGGUUAAAAUGGAUCACGGCAUGAAAGGAAAAGACCUCACUGAAAAUGUCUACUUCUACAAUAAAAGAGAACCCACAAAAGCCUUCAAGAUUACUAAGCAUGAGAUGACCAGUAUCCUCCCGGAGAGGUUUUAUGAAAGACUUGUUCGAGUGUACUAUCGAGGCUCAGAUGAGAAUGUUCGCAAGAAGGCUCUGGAGUGCUUCAAUCGGUGGUUUGACAACAAUUUUGGACUGCCUGAGGAAAGUGAAGUCCAUGAGAGAGAACCGCUGUGCUUAGUGCACCUUCAAGAAACUAAAGUCCCUGGUCCUCCGCACAGUUUUUGCCAGUUUGAGAUUCAUCUCUACACUGAGAAGAAUUUUGGCGGUGAGGAAAUUGUGAUCACAGAAGACUGCCCCUCUUUGGAGGACGAGUUUGGUAUAAGUGAGGUUCACUCCUGUAAGGUGAUUGCUGGGACCUGGCAUCUUUAUGUGGGUCCUAACUACACUGAACCUCAUUUCCAGGUGGGGGAACAUCCAAACCUUGCAGCAUUUAAGUCUAUUAAAUGUGUGUCAGAGUAAUAAUUUCCUGGAAAUUGGAAAUUAACAUGUUGAGCUGCAGUUUUAGACCACUUUUAGUACUUUAAUAGAGUUGGGUAUAAUAUGUUUGGUAGUUGGGUUUAGUGCGUAAUUUAUUGCAUUAACCAUUUCUUUUGGUUCUUGAUUUGAUUGUUUUAAUUUGUAUUAAUAUUAUUGAAAUUUGAGGCUGGAUAAUUGAGAUUAAAUGGGUGAUCAGAAAAUGAGGAAAGGUUAUUUUGUGAACUGUUUUAUAAAUACAUUAAAUCACAUAACUUUAAAUAUUUAUUACAUAUACACUGUAAAAAAUGAUGUGUUAAUUUUUUACACAUUGUGUGUGUCAUGCCAUUUAACGUGUUAUUUUAUGUUAAAAUAAAUGAAAGGGAAAACACAAGUUGUGUUAAAAACAGUAUUGGGAGUAACGCGUUACAAAGUAAUUCCGUUACUGUAAUUCCACUUGUGUUGUC